UUUUUUAUUCGCUUUAGUCUGUGGGUCUGUGGUGCUUCGCAAACAAAUCGCGACAGUGUUAAUUUUUAUAAUCUCAAAUAGUAAACAAAAGAAAAAUAUGCUUAUAUGUUAGUAGUUUGAUUAUUUUACUAUCUAGUGCAACAAUAGAGUUUAGUAAAACUACGUUAUUCAUUGCAGUUGCGUUGAUGGAUUUAUUCAAACAAGAAAUGAAGGGUCCCUCUAGGCCAGCUCCUGCUGUGCCCAGACUGGGAGUUAAUCGCUACUCACCAGUUACUAAUUGGAAUGAUGACCCAUUUGGUGCAGAUGUGUUUGAACCCACUCCACAGUUUGUGCAAAAAAAAGUGCCCCCACCACGACCCCCUCCACCAAGAGUCAAAAAACACCCAGAAGUUCCUGCCAAGCCAUCACACUUCAUAAGAAAACCAACUGUACUCACUUCAUUGUUAUCUCGUAAAAAAGCUGCUACAAGUAAUUCAAAUAAUACGGUAACUGUUAACAACCAAAUGAAUAAUGAGUUUGGUUUUGAGAUGGAUACAAAUAGAGUGUUUCCAAAAUGUGAACCAAAGAAUUUACAAACUGGAACUUUAAUAGAUUUGUCUUCCCCUCCAAGUUCUCCUACAUUUACAACUAGAUCAAGUAGUGACGGUUUAAGUGUAGAUAGUUUUGGAUCAGAUGCAACAAAUUCAACUAAUCACCUUAAUGUUAAUAAUGGUGGAAAUGCAUCGCAAAGUGAAAGUGGCUUUGAGGAUGAUUUUGAUUUAUUCUUAAAUAGUAGAAAAAAAAUCCCUAAAGAUGAUACUUUAGAAGACUUUACUACUGUAGAUCCAUUUUCACCCCAACCUGUAUCAAUUAAACCUCCAAUUAUGCGGAAGCCUGUGUUUGAUAAAGAUUUUUAUGAAGCGAAAAUUAGUAGUCAACAUAGUUAUGCCGGAAAUAACAUAAAAGGGCCAACUAUAAUCAGAGCUAAACCAGCCAGACCAAAGCCACCUGAUAACUCUGCAUUGUUGAAGAAUACAUUGGGCAGCAGUUUUCCUGUGACUCUCAUGAAUGUGAACACCACCACACCUAUACAAAAAGUGGGGAAUUGCUUUGGAAGUAAUUUUAAUUCAAAGCCAAGCUGGGAGAGUUCUCCAGAGCGAGAAUCGUCACCACCUAUGCCUUCAAUCCCGCCUCCGCCACCGCCGCCUAUUACCGAUGAAGAUAUCCCGUUCGAGUGGGCAGGAGACGUCGAAGUAACGAGCUUCAAUACGGACCUUGAUGAAGAUGAAGCAGAGAAACCUUAUGGAGUGGCGCUUUAUGACUACUUCACUGAUCAUCCAGAUGACCUUUGCUUUUCGACCAAUUCUAGGAUAAAUCUAAUAAGGCGGGUAGAUGCCGAUUGGCUGUAUGGCAGUCUUCGCAGUGGCGCCGAAGGUAUAUUUCCGUCGAACUACGUGGAGAUCAAGGUGCCAUUACCGAAUGACGUUGCGGCCGCACCGUCAGCUGCCGGCAUCGCGAAGGCCUUGUACGACUUCGAGCCCGCACAGCCUGGAGACCUAAAGUUCCUCACCGGAGACACUAUCACAGUGUUGCACAAACUCAGUGACGAGUGGUAUUUCGGUCAGUGCAACGGAAUCAAAGGACAAUUUCCCGUCAAUUACGUCCAAAUGUGCUAACUAAAACAACUAGCCCCAAUUUCUAUUGAUAUUAUUACUUGCCGUCAUGUGUAUAUUAGACUACGCUAUGUGAUAUGUCAACGGCACCAAGACUGAUGUCUUAUUUUAAAUUGCUGCUAUACGAUUUUUUUUACGAUCAAAUCGAUAUGGCAUGUAAUAUGUAGUCAGAAACGUUUGUAGCCAAUGUUUAAGGUCAGAUUUUAUAACGAUUUUUGAACACUUAAUUUACAUAAUUAUCUGUGUAGCCAUGUAUAUGUACAAUUAGAAAAUUCACCACUGAUGCCAUAAUAUAAUAGUUAGGUAUGCGAUGAUAUGUUAGUUAUGGCGGCCCGAAAACGUGAUUUGUAUAUUUAAAAUAUUGUAACAAUGCAAUGCAAUGUGACUGAUUGAUUGUAUAUAUUAUUGCUUCUAUUAAAUUGCGACGCCCCCGCAUAGAGUAUUAAUAUAUUUUUAGUUGGUAAUGGUUGUGUAAUAUUUGUUUUAUAUUUUAGUCUUUAUUUGAUCUGAAAAUUAGUCCGUAGGAUUUAAUUUACUACUUAUCUAUGAGAUUCUAGUUAAGCUGAAUAAAUAAUGACUUGUGAAUGUUUGGGUUAAUUUAGUCCAAUUUGUAUCGUUGAUCGCCUUUAAAAUAUACUAUUAUCUAAAUCCUGUUAAUCAAUGUCAGAAACGUCCAAUUACUGAA
This is a messenger RNA of Diatraea saccharalis (sugarcane borer), 2337 nucleotides long. Lineage: Eukaryota; Metazoa; Arthropoda; Insecta; Lepidoptera; Crambidae. The record is from the annotation of a GenBank genome assembly.